GUAGGACUAUCUCCCUCAAUACUUUCGCUUCUCAAGUGCCUCAAGUGCAAUACAUGCAAACAUAGCUUUGAAAAAGAAAACGCAAAAAUACUUAUCCUAAUAAGUAUGACUCCUAUACAACAGGGUCAUCGGAGAAAAUUAAUCUCCGAUAAUGGCCCGUUGGGUUUUGGUCGCCGUAUUAAACUCCAAAAUGUGCUGCCAGAGAAAAAUUCCGGCCUCAUUCGCACAUUAGUUCCUACAUCUCUUACGCCCCCGAGAAUUCCUCCGUUUUUCGCCAUGCAAAACGGAGGAAACAGUCCUCGACGGCCGGCAAAAUUGUUGGUGAACGUGACAUUAGAGAAUAGCCCGGGUGCCAUGCAAGUGGUGAUACCGGCAGAGGACACAGUCGGCGACUUGGUGAAGGCGGCAUUGGUGUUUUAUGAGAAGGAGAAGAGGAGACCAUUUUUGAAGGACUCUGAUCCUAACCGCUAUGACCUUCACUACUCCUCUUUUGCCCUUGAAAGUUUGGAGCGAGAUGAGAAGGUGAUGAACUUGGGUUCAAGGAAUUUCUUUUUGUGCCCAAAGGCUCUUCCUCUUCUUCCUAAGAAAACUUGUUGCUCUGAGAAAAAGAACAUAGCAAUUGAUCAUGUGUGUCCAUGGAUGAUGUUUGUCCAUCUCUUGCUAUAGAUAUUAAGACCACUCUCAACAACCAUAUGCGCCACCUAUAUUUGUAUGCUUGGCUAUUUAUUGACCAGAUAUUCAAAUAUUGACAAGUGGCAUAAACAUUUAAUUUUA
Messenger RNA from Arachis duranensis, 774 nucleotides. RefSeq lists its product as uncharacterized. The transcript has 2 exons. The record is from RefSeq and is a predicted model, not a curated record. Bases 106 to 666 code for a protein of 186 amino acids. Lineage: Eukaryota; Viridiplantae; Streptophyta; Magnoliopsida; Fabales; Fabaceae.